Messenger RNA from Cucumis sativus (cucumber), 2192 nucleotides. Its product is annotated as protein ESKIMO 1. The transcript has 5 exons. NCBI's taxonomy places the organism in Eukaryota, Viridiplantae, Streptophyta, Magnoliopsida, Cucurbitales, Cucurbitaceae. Bases 476 to 1969 code for a protein of 497 amino acids. Gene Ontology annotation, cellular component: Golgi apparatus. Gene Ontology annotation, molecular function: O-acetyltransferase activity. The record is from RefSeq and is a predicted model, not a curated record.
UCACUUGCAAGCAUCCAACUGUUUUCUCACUUCCUUUUCUUUUUCCCAUCCAUUUCACUAACUCAGAUUCGAAAAAGAACUCAGAACAAACAAUCUCCCAAAAACUAAACUUUGAGAUCACUCCUCACUCUCUCUCUCUCUCCCCUUUUCUCUCUCUUCCAUGGCUAUUGUUUAAAGAAGAUUAUCUGAAGUUAUUAACUUGAAGAAGAGAGAAAAGAGAAAAUCAAAUGAAAAUACUGAGAAAGACAUCUCCUCUUCCUACCAGAAAAGAAAAGGAAGAGCCAUUUCUUUUUUCUUCUGAGAUAAUCCCAUUUCACCAAACCUCAUAUUAGACUAACAAAAACCUAAUUCUCAACGUAAAGUUUCUCUCUUUCUUUUUCUCUCUCUCUCUCUCUAAACCUCAAUCAAUGUCGUCGAUAUAUUUCAACUCCCUUCUCUUCUUCGAACCCACUACUAAUUUUCUUCUUCUUCUCGAAUGCAGCCAUCUCGUCGUAAAUUCUCUCUUUUCUCAUCGGAAAUGGCGGCAAUGAAAGCUCGAAAAAACAACAAUCUCUCCAUAUUUGCAGUUGUUUUCUCCGUUUUUCUAUUUGGGGUUUUCAUGUACAAUGAAGAUGUUAAGUCUAUUGCCGAAUUCCCAUUUUCCGGUUCUAAAACAGAGGAUGUUCGAGAACAGACUCAAAAACAGAGCUCCCCUGUUCACAACGCUAUUGAAACCGACGUUUCGGAGAACUCAAGAUCCCAAAUCGGAACGAAACAGGUGGAGAAUUCGGAAGAAUCGGAAUCAGAAACAGAAACGGAUGAAUCUGUUAAUUUGAAAUCGAUUGUUUUGAAGGAAGAUGAAGAACAAAGCAAUCAAAAGGUCGAACAACUGCCUAUACUUGAAGAAGAUGAUGACGACGAUGUUGAAUUACCCCCCGAAGAAUGCGAUCUUUACAACGGGGAUUGGGUUUUCGACAACACUUCUUAUCCUUUGUAUAAAGAAGAUGAAUGUGAAUUUCUCACAGCGCAAGUUACUUGUUUAAGAAAUGGAAGAAAGGAUUCUCUUUACCAGAAUUGGAGAUGGCAACCCAGAGAUUGUUCUUUACCAAAAUUCAAAGCUAGAUUACUUCUGGAGAAACUAAGAGGAAAGAGGUUGAUGUUUGUGGGAGAUUCAUUAAACAGAAACCAAUGGGAAUCCAUGGUUUGUUUGGUUCAAUCAGUGAUUCCUCCAGGAAGAAAAAGCUUGAACAAGACUGGUUCUCUCGCUAUCUUCAAAAUUGACGACUAUAAUGCUACAGUGGAGUUCUACUGGGCCCCGUUUUUGGUAGAGUCAAAUUCUGAUGAUCCAAAAAUGCAUAGCAUUUUGAACCGUAUAAUCAUGCCUGAGUCCAUCAAUAAGCAUGGAGAGAAUUGGAAAAAUGUUGACUAUCUCGUCUUUAAUACUUACAUUUGGUGGAUGAAUACUUUCUCCAUGAAAGUUCUGCGUGGAUCGUUUGAUGAAGGAUCAACGGAGUAUGAUGAAGUUGAGAGGCCGUUGGCUUAUGGAAGAGUAUUGACCACGUGGCAGAAAUGGGUUGAAGAAAAUGUGAACCCUAAUCGAACCACCGUCUUCUUUAGCAGCAUGUCUCCUCUUCAUAUCAAGAGCUUGGAUUGGAACAACCCAGAAGGAAUAAAAUGUGCGAAAGAGACAAUGCCAAUACUAAACAUGACGACACCCUUAGAAGUGGGAACGGACCGUCGUCUAUUCUACAUCGCUAUGAACGUAACACAAACAAUAAAAGUACCUGUCCAUUUCAUCAACAUCACCGCUCUCUCCGAAUACCGUAAAGAUGCACAUACAUCCGUUUACACCAUCCGUCAGGGCAAGAUGCUGACCCCCGACCAACAGGCCGAUCCCUCCACCUACGCCGAUUGCAUCCAUUGGUGUUUGCCUGGCUUGCCCGACACCUGGAACGAGUUUAUUUACACACGAAUCAUUUCCGACUCCUAACACUGCUCCAUUAUAAUUCAUACAUCCAAUUAAAUUCUCUUUUUUUUUUUCUUUUUUUUCCUAAAAGCUUUUUCUUUUUGUAUAAUUUCUUCUUCAUAUGAAAAUCUUCUAGGGGUUUCUGUUGUUGAUUUUACCCCUUUUUUGUUUGAGUUAUUAUAAAAGGCAAAGAGUUCAUUCAUCUCUCUAAAUAAAACAUGCGUAAGCCCUUUCUUCAUUGUGCAUA